CUUUCUCCAAUACCACAAGCUGAUCACCGAACUCUGCUCUUCACCCUCGCCUUCAUCGUUGAUAUCAUGUCUGGCUCAAGAGAACUCUUUGGGGGUGCGAUCACCGCGACAUUGCCCGUAACGUUCCUCGAUGCAUCAAACUUUCGACAAGUACCAGACACACAAGAGGUCUACUUGUCUCCCGACUCAGGAAUCAGCAUCAUCGUUGAGGUGCUCGAGAGCGUUUCCGCCACCGACCUUCGGGAAGCAGCUGGUCAGCACUUUGACUCGCUAGCGCACGACAACGACGCCAAAUCACAGUCCGUGAUCGAAGCUGUCGAGGUCUCCAACGAUUCCAAGGGUGCCACUCCGAACCCGACCGUUCUCUACGGCACCCAGGCCGUGCAGAAGUUCAACACGGCGACGGCGGAUGAGGUCCGCAUCCUGCUUGCGCUCUACCGUGUAUCCGAGAAAAAGGUCGACCUGGUCAUGACUAUGAAUGCGCCCAUGACCGGUUCGGACGGGGACGCAAUCACCGAAAAGGAGUGGGGCACCGCUCGGGACGCAUUCAACACUGCAGCGCGUUCAUUGCGCAUCGUCGACUAUGGCUUGUUUGCAUAGGGAUGCAGUAGAUGAGAAGAGAAGAUGACAUAAGGUGUAUAAACAGUGUACAGUAGUCCUGCUGGUCGGCCGUGCUCGGCGAAUACCAUCAUACGCUCU
This is a messenger RNA of Trametes versicolor FP-101664 SS1, 699 nucleotides long. Its product is annotated as Mog1p/PsbP-like protein. The transcript has 4 exons. Gene Ontology annotation, biological process: protein import into nucleus. The record is from RefSeq and is a predicted model, not a curated record. Gene Ontology annotation, cellular component: nucleus. The coding region runs from base 67 to 600 and encodes 177 amino acids. Gene Ontology annotation, molecular function: small GTPase binding; guanyl-nucleotide exchange factor activity. NCBI's taxonomy places the organism in Eukaryota, Fungi, Basidiomycota, Agaricomycetes, Polyporales, Polyporaceae.